Messenger RNA from Oncorhynchus masou masou (cherry salmon), 4210 nucleotides. RefSeq lists its product as uncharacterized. The transcript is spliced from 13 exons. NCBI's taxonomy places the organism in Eukaryota, Metazoa, Chordata, Actinopteri, Salmoniformes, Salmonidae. The record is from RefSeq and is a predicted model, not a curated record. Gene Ontology annotation, molecular function: protein binding. Bases 249 to 3125 code for a protein of 958 amino acids.
UUCUUCAGGAACAACAAGGCGCCAACUCUUACAACCACCUCGAUAGCUUGCAAGACAACAUACAACUGAAAGAUUGAUUCUUUAGACUAUGUUAAUGUACAUUAGCUAAUGUCAGUGUUUUUAACGCAUUUCGGUUGAUGUAUCUACUGGUUAACUUUAACCUAAUGUGCUUGUUCAAUUUGCAAACUUGUUAAAGAUUGAUACUGGCUAGGCUAGUCGCUAAUGCUAGCUAGCUAACAUCCCUGACCAUGAGCUCACUAAACUGCUCCUCCCUUGCUAAUGAAGAGGAGGUCUGCUGUUUGGAGAAAGAAUCUUUCAGAAUGAAAAAGGAGGAAGAGGAGGCUGUUAUAGUGAAAGAAGAGAACGAACCUUUUAGAGAGGAAGAGGAUGCUGUCUCAAUAAAGGUGAAGAAGGAAGACGUUUUGGGAGUGAAAGAGGAGGAGACAGAAGAUCUGAUUAACACCAGAGAGAGACAUGACUAUGGUGGAUCCUCUGGGGAGCCUCAACAACAUCCUGAUGCUGACGAGGAAGAGAAGAGUCUCUACAGAUCAGAACACCAGAUGGACAACGAUAGACCUUCCUGCCUCCCGGAGUCCCCGUGUCGUGCCUCUCCUGGUAGCACUUUACUGCUGGGUAUGAAGAGGUUGUCUGUGCUGCUGGUGGACUGCAGGAAAACAACGGGGCUGAGUGGAACUGUGAGAGGUAGAGAAGAAAGGAGCAGAUUUAACUCAUCACGAAAACAAAGAAGGAUCCCUAUUGUGUGCAGAUUUUGCAUGAAGAACCAGGAAAAUAUCUCUAUACAUCUCAGCAGAGUGUGCAUGAAGACAGAAUCAAAACAAAAGAUUGAUCAGGAAGUUCGUAAUUCCCGCGAUUCCAUGAUAGACCAUCUUUGGCACGGCAGGAUCAUUGACUACAGAAUACUCAGCUCUAUUGUGACACAACAGGACGCACUCCAACCUCUGAUUAAGAAUCGUGAACAAAUGGGUCAUUUUGUUACGAACAAGCCACAAGACAAACAAAUAACUGGCCAAGUGGAAGUGGCUCAAGUGUUGGCACCAACUACAGAUGAAAAUAUAGAUGAAGACUCAGACGUCAACAUGGACGAUGACCAGUCGGCGUUGUACCAACCACCAUUGAGCCAGUCAUGGGACACCACACUGAGAAAGGGGAUGCAAAGCAGUGGCUUAUACCAAAAGCACCCGCUGGAUUGUGAUCUGCUGGCUGGAUUUGGGAAAUAUCUCCGCUACGACAACAACAUUCCCAAUUUCAAACAGGAGGUUGCAAAUGUGUCAAGGUUUUUGUUUUACAUGGACUCAAACAAACCAUCGCUGGAUUUUCUUAGUAACUUGGAAAAAAGCAGAUCAUUUUUUACCAAGCUUGCAGACAUUGGACAGAAGAAGCAAACCACUGCCAACUACAUGAAGAAUUUGAGGAGAUUUAUUCGCUACAUCAUCACCAUUACAGACAGAGCCGUGUUUGAGCAAUGCAAGCAUUUCCUCCUAUGCUUGAAUGAACUGCAGAAGACCAUGAGCAAGCAGGUGUCUCGGCAAAUUACUGGGAAAAGAUGCAUACAGAUGGUGUCAGUUGCGAAGACACCAAAAGAAUGUUGGGAAAUUUUGAGGGUGGCGAAGAACGAAUUUCUGUGUAUCAUUGGGAAGGCCAUGAAUGAAGAAUCCUUGCUGGAAACUGAACAACUGCAUGUUCUGUACUACCUUGAGUCUCUGCUCAUGCUGAAACAUCUCCAGAGGGCUGGAGUGAUCAAACAUUUGACUCUGAGCGAAUGGCUCUCAAGGAGCGCCUGCAAGUUGCCAGAUGGGGAGAAUUGGACUGUCAUCGGUGUUAAGAAGCACAAAACAGCAACACAGCAAGUUGCAACCAUUUUGUUAGAUGAGGAGGAAGAUGCAUGGUUGGAUGUGUACUACCGACACGUUCGACCAGCUUUUCUUAAAAACUCUGAUGACAUGCAAGAAGAUGAGAGAUUCUUCAUUUCCACAACCGGGAAACCGAUCUACAACCCAUCCAAUGACCUACAAAGGUUUCAUGCCAAAUACAACUUGCCCAACAUCACGAGCCAGGUAGCAGGACAAGUUUUGGAGACAAAUACCAAAGCCAGCUUCACAGACCAAGAGAAGUCCCUUGUUGCUGACUACUUGGCCCAUAAAACUGCUACAGCUGAGAAGCAUUACUGCUGGAAGACAACAGUCAAUGCCUGCAUGGGAAUGAAGCUGAUCUCCAAAGUUGCCAUGUCCAUUGAAUCUGAUAGUGAGACUGCAGGCCCCUCCUGUGCGAGCAGAAGUAGAAAAGGCGCAUUGUCCAGCAGCAAAAAGUUGGAUGAGGCACAGACCUGGAAACUCUUCUAUGAACACUUCCCUGUCACAAUUGAUGGACAAUCAAUCAAGACCAAGGACAGACGACUGAUAGCAGGAACGCAUGAGAGAUACUGCUAUGACAAGUGGAGAAGCCAGCAAGAGAAAAUGAGACGGGAUAAUGUGAUCGCGCACUUCCCCAGAAGAGAACCCACAGCAAGUCAAGUAGAGAGAUACAUUGAAAGGCAGAACUGGGAGAAGAACAAAGUGAAAGUGAAGAAUGUCCUUUAUUACUGGCAACCUUCAAUUAACACUGACGCACCAAAAUACAACCAGGCAAUUAUGACGCUGGUGAAGUCCCAGAAGUGGAAAGGACUGGACAUUGCCAGUGACCCUGAUAAAGGAAAAAAGGUCAUGACAACACGUCCAUUUGCUAAAGGGGAAGUUGUCUGUGACUUCCACGGUCUCCCACUCUCAGGGAAGCAGGGGAAAGAAUUGUUGGAAGCAACAGAGAACGACGAGAUGGGGUUCCUUUACUUCUACAAGGAUUCAUCAGGGAAAACCUACUGCAUAGAUGCAAAGACUGUGCCCUGCCCUUGCCACCCAGAGAUGGACACAAUUGGACGUAGGAUAAAUCAUUCCAGAAAGAGUAGCAACAUAAAGAGUCAGCUUCAGCAAUUAGAAGAGGAUGGCAAAGUGUGGAACAUCAUCCUUUUCAUUGCCCUACGAGACAUUCAGGAGCAACAAGAACUGUUAUUUGACUAUGGGGUGUCAAGAAUAUCUUUUGGUGGAGAAGAUUUGGAACGGCUUGACAACUAGGUCCGUCAGCUUGAAAUCUGAUAGGCCUCAAAACAACCCCCCUUGGGUUGUGUGGCGGAGAUAAGAGAGUGACCUUUGGAGGUAAUCUUCUCAGCCUGUCAACAUUUCGUUAUUUUCUGUUGGAGAAGGGAGGGGCAGUUCAGUGAGCUGGAGCCUUUAAUUGCCCUGCCUCUGGGAGCCUGUCAGAUAUGGUCACUGCAUGUGUGGGGGUGGGACAAAAGGGCUAUCUAAGGCAUGUUGGGCAGGGCUGGGGCUCUACAGUGAAAUAACACAAUAAUAACUAACCUUAACAGCAAUAGACAAGGCAUAUUGCCAUUAGGGAGAGGCACGUGUAGCCGAGUGAUCAUAGGGUCCAAUGAGCAGCAAUAGGUGAGUCAGGGAGCCGAUUCAGUAGUUGCUACUACGCUAGGCGGGCUGGAGACACAGUGAUUCAGAGAGCUAGCGGGCCGGGGCGAUGUCGGACGAUUACGUCAGACCCGUUGUGAUAGAUCGGCCAGGCCAUUUGGCAAAAUAGGUUUUGUAGCCCAAAAAAUACAGUGGGGCAAAAAAGUAUUUAGUCAUCCACCAAUUGUGCAAGUUCUCCCACUUAAAAAGAUGAGAGGCCUGUAAUUUUCAUCAUAGUUACACUUUAACUAUGACAGACAAAAUUAGAAAAAAAUCCAGAAAAUCACAUUGUAGGACUUUUUAAUGAAUUUAUUUGCAAAUUAUGGUGGAAAAUAAGUAUUUAGUUGAAGUGUACCUAUGAUGAAAAUAGUGUGUAAUUGAUAUUUAACUUCACAUUGACUUAAAAUUCAUCAGAAUUCAUCAAAUUCAUCAGAGAACAUACACAGUGCUCCCAUUGUCUUAUAUUGUUGACUGAUAAUGAUUUCCUGUUUUUACCAUAUGAUAUGUGUGUUUAUCUGGGUGUCUUUCCUCCAGCACUACAGAUAACUGGCAACCUAAAUCCAAUGACAGGUGACAUUUUGUGUUGAUUUCAUGUUGAAUUCACUUUAGUUGAUGAGUCAAAGAAAUGGAAAUAGAAACUAGAUGUUCACUGUCUUUAGAUAUUUUUGUCAGAUGUUACUAUGGAAUACAGAAGUAAAAUU